UAAUCAAUAGAAACUAGUUUUGCCAUUUUGGUACUGUUGAUUUACUGUAUCUGAAAUGGAGCUUGAUAAGGUGACGAUGGAGAUCUUCUCUAAACUCGAGCAGAAAUGGUUGUACCAGUACGAACAGAAGAAAACACGUAUUCUCACCAUUGACGGUGGUGGAACAACCGGCAUUGUUUGCGGUGCUGGGUUGAUUCAUCUAGAAGACCAGAUCUGUUCCAAAACCGGAGAUCCUCACGCUCGAGUUUCGGACUACUUUGACAUUAUAGCUGGUACCGGCAUUGGAGCGGUUUUUGCCGCAAUGCUUGUUGCUGACGCAGGCGAUGGACGUCCGAUAUUCACGGCGAAGGAUGCUGUGAAAUUCGUAACCGUAAACCAGGCACGGCUGUUUAAGGCGAAGAACGUCGGUGUUUUCCCCCGGAAAAGGAGGUAUUCAGGGAAGAGUAUGGAUAAGGUAUUGAAGGAAGCUUUCAUAAGAGAGGACGGGAAAGUGAUGACGCUAAGGGACACGUGUAAGCCUAUACUUGUUCCUUGCUUUGACCUCAAAAGCUCAGCUCCCUUCGUUUUCUCCCGAGCUGAUGCGACCGAGUCUACUAGCUUUGAUUUCGAGCUCUGGAAAGUUUGCCGCGCCACGUCAGCAAAUCCGUCAAUGUUUAAGCCGUUUCAGUUAAAUUCUGUCGACGGAAGAACCUCUUGCUCCGCCGUAGACGGCGGUCUCGUGAUGAACAACCCAGCCGCCGCGGCGGUAACUCAUGUUUUACACAACAAACGAGAUUUUCCUUCGGUGACUAGCGUUGAUGACCUGUUAGUUCUCUCUCUAGGUAACGGUCCGUUAAGUCCCCAGUCAAACAUGAAACUCCGUAAUGACGGCUACUGCUCUCCAUCUUCCGUCGUCGGUAUCGUUGUCGACGGCGUAUCUGAAACCGUUGACCAAAUUCUCGGCAAUGCGUUCUGCUGGAAUCCUAAUGACUACGUCAGAAUUCAGGCAAACGGCUACACAAGUGGAGGAGUGGGUCCGAGACCGACAGAGGAGGAGGUGUUGGAAGAAAGAGUGGUAGAGUCAUUGCCUUUUGGCGGUAAGCGGUUAUUGACGGAAACUAACAGACAACGAAUCGGAAGCUUCGUACAACGGCUUGUGAAGAGUAGUUUGCCGCCAAGUCCUUGCAAGGAAACUAACGUGAACCCCCUCAUAAACGGACGUUAAGUCAUAUUCAUUGUCUUCUUAUUUGUUUGAUAAUUCACUUUUUGUCCCUUCUGUUUAGUGCUAGACCCGAGAUUAGUUUAAAACCGUUGUCGUGUUACGUCUUAAUCAUCUUGAUGUUCGAGUAGAAUAUUAGUGGUCGCAUUUUAAUAAUAGAGUACUAGCUUAGUGUCUACUGACUACUGUAAUAUUUUACAUAAACUCUCUUUUGUCUUAAUGGAUCGUAUCAAAUGA
This is a messenger RNA of Solanum stenotomum, 1435 nucleotides long. RefSeq names its product probable inactive patatin-like protein 9. The coding region runs from base 56 to 1204 and encodes 382 amino acids. The transcript is spliced from 2 exons. The record is from RefSeq and is a predicted model, not a curated record. Gene Ontology annotation, biological process: lipid metabolic process. Lineage: Eukaryota; Viridiplantae; Streptophyta; Magnoliopsida; Solanales; Solanaceae.